UUCUUCCUGUGGCGUACGUUGAAGCCAACGCAUAUUCUGAUCAGUAACACAACAAGGAAAUUAAAAUGAGCAGUUUUGAUACAGCAAAUCUGUCGGUAGAAGCAAAUGUUCAAGAACUGGCGAGGAGUAAUCCAUUAAAGAUCCCUGAGAAGUUCUUUUUAAAGAAUAUAGAUGAACAGGACAUGCCUGAGAGUACUUUAGCAAAUACUUCUCAUGAUUUUUCGUUUGAUGAUAUCCCCAUCAUCGAUUUCUCCCUGCUCUCAAGUGGGCACGAGGAGGAGCUUAAAAAACUGGAUCUGGCUUGCAAGGAAUGGGGAUUCUUCCAGUUAGUAAAUCAUGGAGUUGCAGGAGAAGUGUUGCAGGGUAUGAAGGAUGGUUCUGCAAAGUUCUUUGAACUUCCUUUAGAAGAGAAGAACAAAAUUUCCAUAUUAGCAGCUAAAGGCACACGUGAAGGCUAUGGGCAAGCCCAUGUGGCUACUGAGGAGCAGACACUCGACUGGUCCGACGCUCUGCUUCUCAAAGUUUACCCAUUCCAGAUUAGGAAGCUUGAGAAUUGGCCAACCACACCAAAGGGAUACAAGGAGGCUAUUGAGGCGUAUGCUAGUGAAGUUAAAAGAAUUGGAGAGGAGAUCAUAAGAUCUUUGUCUUUAACUAUGGGGAUGGAGAAGGAUGUUCUUCUUGGACUGCAUCAAGAUUUGAGGGCAACAUUGCGAGUAAACUACAUUCCUCCAUGUUCCAUGCCUGAUAAGGUAUUAGGUCUAAGUGCACAUGCGGAUGCAGGCACCAUUACUGUACUCAUGCAACAAGAUGAUAUUAUCGGAUUACAGAUUCGAAAACAAGGACAUUGGGUAUCAGUCCAGCCAAUUCCAAACUCUUUCGUUGUGAAUGUGGGAGAUGCUCUUGAGAUGUGGAGUAACGGGAAGUACGAAAGCAUUGAACACAGAGCAGUGACGAACAAAAGCAAGGCAAGGAUGUCAUUUGCUACGUUUAUCCUUCCACAUGUUGAUGUAGAGAUUGAACCGUUCGAUCAUAUACUAGAGUCAACGGGGAUGAUUCAGAAGUACAAGAAGGUCAAAUAUGGAGAUUACUUGAUUCAAAGCCUCAAGAGGAAAAUGGAGGGGAAGGAACACACUCAAAAUGCAAAACUAGGAAACACUUAAGUAUGGUUAAUUAACUAUGCAUUUCAUUUUUUUUGAAAGGAAUAACUAUGCAUUUCAUUUACUAUAACGUAAGUGAAAAUAAUUCGACAUUCCUACUUGCGUGAUUUUGAGUGGCCCUUCUGGUCAAUGACGUGUAUUACAGUGUGAUUGUGUACUUGUAUUGUAUUCAGAUUUUAUUGCUUUAGCCUCUAGGCCUGGGGACUAUAUAUAUAAUCCCACCGAGAUCGGGUGUUGUUUGUUAAAUGUUAAUUGUUAUUAUUAUUAUAUUAUUUUAAGGAAUAAUAAUUAGCAUUUCCUCUCGUGAUGCAAGUUGACUAGAA
This is a messenger RNA of Argentina anserina (silverweed cinquefoil), 1480 nucleotides long. RefSeq names its product protein SRG1-like. Bases 66 to 1160 code for a protein of 364 amino acids. Lineage: Eukaryota; Viridiplantae; Streptophyta; Magnoliopsida; Rosales; Rosaceae. The record is from RefSeq and is a predicted model, not a curated record. The transcript has 4 exons.